Sphenostylis stenocarpa is the source of this 1206-nucleotide messenger RNA. The record is from the annotation of a GenBank genome assembly. Lineage: Eukaryota; Viridiplantae; Streptophyta; Magnoliopsida; Fabales; Fabaceae.
AUGGGUGCAACAUCGGGCAUUAGCGCACUCACUCUUCUACAGUGUUUCUCCAAGUCCCACACUCUCUCGCUUUCACCAUUCCGCACUCUCCCUCGCCUCAAAUGCUCCUUCUCUUCCUCAAUCAAUUUCAACAUCUCCUUCGCUCCCCCUAAACCCAAGCCCAAGCCCGACCUCGACUCCCAACCUGACCCAUCCAAUGACCCCGAUGGGCCGCUUCUCAUUCCGUGGAUCGUCCGAGGCGAGGACGGUAACCUCAAGCUCCAAUCCGAACCUCCCCCGAGCCUCCUCAAGGCCAUCGCCACAGCCCAAACCGGAACCAAAAAGGACAGGAACCAAACCAAAACCACCGCCGCCACCACCAAACCUCAAAAGCUUCGCGCGACUGCGCCGCCGCACCAUUCCAAGGCGGCGCGGCGGUUCUACAACCAAAACAUCAAGGAAUCUUCCGGCGCGCGCCUCAGCAAGGUUCUCGCCGCCUCCGGAGUUGCGUCGAGAAGAAGCUGCGAGGAGCUUAUCUUCGAAGGGAAAGUUACGGUGAAUGGCUCCGUGUGUAAUACGCCUCAGACUAGAGUUGAUCCUGCGAAGGAUGUUAUCUAUGUGAAUGGGAACCGGCUUCCCAAGAGGCAACCUCAGAAGGUUUAUUUGGCCUUGAACAAACCGAAAGGAUAUAUAUGUUCGUCUGGGGAGAACGAGUCUAAAUCUGUGACAAGUUUAUUUGAUGAUUACUUGAAGACUUGGGGUAAAAAGCAUCCGGGGGUACCCACACCACGGUUAUUUACUGUGGGGCGCCUUGAUGUUGCUACUACUGGGUUAAUUAUUGUGACCAACGAUGGAGAUUUUGCUCAAAAGCUUUCACAUCCUUCAUCUAAUUUAUCAAAAGAAUACAUUGCAACAGUCGAUGGUUUAGUUUACAAGAGGCACUUAAUAGCCAUAAGUGAGGGGACAACCAUUGAAGGUGUUCAUUGUGUACCUGAUGGUGUGGAGUUACUUCCACGCCAGGCAGAUAUGCAAAGAGCUCGUAUUCGCAUUGUGGUUCAUGAAGGGAGGAAGCAUGAAGUUCGUGAACUUGUCAAAAGUGCUGGACUUGAGAUUCAUUCAUUAAAGCGAGUACGCAUUGGUGGGUUUAGACUUCCACCAGACCUUGGGUUAGGAAAGUAUAUUGAGUUAAAUCCAACGAAUCUUAACGCAUUGGGGUGGAAGAGUUAA